Molecule: messenger RNA, 1444 nt
Organism: Cuscuta campestris
Lineage: Eukaryota; Viridiplantae; Streptophyta; Magnoliopsida; Solanales; Convolvulaceae
Source: the annotation of a GenBank genome assembly
CACCGCCCUUUAAAUUCGCCUCCCCAAAUCACACCUCUCCGGCUCUCACUCUCCCCCGCCUCCAGACCCUUCAUUUCUCUCUGCAAGCCACACACAUCGAAAUCGAGUGUUUCACCCACUGGGAAAAUGGUAGCAAAGGAAGUCAUCUCCUUCACGCUUCUCCUCUAUUCCAUCGCAGCCGUUCACGCUAGAAUCCCCGGCGUCUACACCGGCGGCCCCUGGCAGAGUGCCCACGCGACCUUUUACGGCGGCGCCGACGCAUCCGGCACCAUGGGCGGCGCGUGUGGUUACGGAAACCUGUACAGCCAAGGCUACGGCUUAAACAAUGCGGCGCUAAGCACUGCUCUGUUCAACGACGGCCUGAGCUGCGGAUCCUGCUUCGAGAUCAAGUGCACAAACGACAGAUCUUGCAGCGAGGGCAACCCCUCCAUCUUCGUCACCGCCACCAACUUCUGCCCCCCGAACUUCGCCCUCCCCAACGACAACGGCGGCUGGUGCAACCCUCCCCGCCUUCACUUCGACCUCGCCAUGCCGAUGUUCCUCAAAAUCGCCGCCUACCGCGCCGGCAUCGUCCCCGUCAAUUUCCGCCGGGUUUCAUGUAGAAAGCAUGGCGGUAUCCGGUUUACGGUGAACGGAUUCCGUUACUUCAACCUGGUUUUGGUGACCAACGUGGCGGGUGCGGGCGACAUCCACAAAGUAUGGGUGAAGGGAUCCAAGACCCAAUGGAUCUCGCUGUCCAGGAACUGGGGGCAAAAUUGGCAAACCAGCGCAUUUUUAGUGGGCCAGUCACUCUCAUUCAGGGUCCGAGCCAGCGACCGUCGCCAAGUGACGUCGUUUAACGUGGCACCUUCGGGCUGGCAGUUCGGGCAGACCUUCCAGGGCAAGAAUUUCCGAGUUUAGAACAUCCCUCCCCGGCACUCCCUCAAAAUGCUAUGCCGACCCCGGAGAAUUCCGCAGUCUCCAAACUUUACCCAAUAUUUUUAGUUAUUUAACCUUCUGCCACUGUUUUUCUCGGCCUUUAGUGUUUUCUCCCCCCUUUUUUAUCCCGGGAAUUGGAAGUAGGGACUGAAGCGGCUGCAGGAAUGGCAAAGUUGUAGUAUUUGCGAUGUAGCCCGCAGCUCUCUUUAAUUACUAGUAUUUCCAGAAAAUUAAUACUCCCUCCGUUUUUUAAAACACUUCCUCUUUCAUUUUUUUCAUUUCCAACAAAACACUUCCACUUUCUAUUAAAAAAUCACUUUUACCCUUACUUUUUCAUACCCUACCUAUCACAUCAUACUUUAUCUCUAAUAAUCUAUCCAUCACAUCUUACUUUUACCUAUUACAUCAAGGGCAAAAUUGGAAGUCAACUACAAUUUAAUACUUCCUUAUUUUUACACAAAGUCAAAAUAGGAACACUUUUUCCAAACGGAGGGAGUACUACAUGCAAUGAAAUUGCCAAGUAUUA